AUGUCCGUGUUCAUGGAAGUGUUCAACCACCUUGUUUUACCACCACAGCUUCCUGGUAAACAGGACGCCAAUAUUGGAAGCACUGGUGAUGCCAUCAUCCUCCGACUCAUCCAGGCUACAUCUACUCUGAGCCGAAUUGCUAGUCAAGAACAGACAUCUCCCUGGUAUGCGAUUCGUCAGCACCUUCGCCGCUGCCAAUGUCUUCAUAUAAAUGGUCGGCUCGAGAAGCAGACACUGAUCUCAACAUUUUACAACUUCAAUGAGGAGCAACCACUUCUGCUACAUAUCGCAGAACAGAACACCGCGCUUAUCGUUCGAUACAAUUCGAGUGUCAAAACAGAAACUGUUGUCUUCGAAGCUUUCGAACUAUCCUCUCCAUCUGCCGAAGUACUGGCUAGUGAAGGUGCUCUUAUCUGCGAUUUCCCUCAUUGCUCAGCGCAGAUACCAUCCGACGAGUUCCGAAAGCCAUCGUUCCAGGACGCGCUUGCUGACUUUCUGGAAAAGGGCAGCAUAGAGCCCUUGAGAUGCUUCCAGCCACUUGUGACGAAAGCGCAAACCCCAGUCGUCGAGUCGCGCGAUACAGCCAGUCCAGGACUUAUAACGCAUCUUCUUAUGCCCCUGCUCGAAUCGAUUGGGUCGCCGGUAGACGAAGAUGUUAAUCGCUUGAGAAAACGUGUUCGUGAUGAUGCAAACAUCGAGACUGCGGAGAUCCCAUGGCGGAGAUUGCCUCUCUGGAUAGCACUGCGCGUUGGAAUUCAAAGACAAUUACAACUCUCGCUAGGGGACGAAGCUGGGAGAGCUCACUACAAGUUCUUGAUCGUCACUGUACUUGUUGAGAUUCUACUCGAAUGCCCCGGAAGACUGGCACCUGAGCUGACGAUGACUCUGCGAGCCAAAAUCUGUCGUCGUCUUGCAAAACUCGAGCAAGAGAAGAAUAGGAUGCCGGAAGUAUACGGCCAAUUGUUCAACGCUACUACAGACUUCUUCAAGAAUAGCAUUAUGGAAGCCACGCAGCUAGUGAAUUUAGCUUGGGAGAAAUUCAAACGAGAGACGACACGGCCUGUUCCUGUGCUUCCCACACGUGCUGACCGGCAAGCACAAUUUCUGUCUCUUCCCAACAGUAGACCGCACCUUCAAAGCGUUUUGGAAUCACGUCAUUCACAGAAGAAAACUCCCCGAUCUUUGCAGCUUCCAUCGCUACAUGAUACCGCGAUCGAGCAAGUUGAGCGGUUCACUGAUAUGUAUCAUCGAUUGGCUGAGUUGGAGAGCAAGAUCGAAACAAGGGAAGAGCCCAAGUUAACUAAAGACUCCACGCUCGAAUCGUUUUGCGAAAAACUAUCAGAUGCAAUACUCGGUCUCAUGAGCAAUGUUGGAGCAGCCUACGACUCCGAUCCCGAGCAAAUGUCCAUGUUCAUUUUGAGUCUUUUCACAAUUUGGGUGAGGCUGGACAAGUACAUCAUGGAUAUUUUCCCUAUCAUCCUAGAGUACCACCCAGUAUUUACUCCCGAGCUCUUAGAUGCUCUGCAUUUACCGACAGCCGCGGGAAUGCGCCGACUUCGUGACAUCCAGAGCCAUAUUCACAACAGAUGCAAAAGAUGUAAGUAUCAGACAACCAUAUUCGCUGAGCCUGAAAAGAAUUGCUUUGUGGUAAGAUACGUUUCGACCUCCAAAUCACUGCAGCAAAUCCAUCAAAGCAUACAACAAGCAUCGGAGGUAUCACGCCAGGCGAAGACAUCAGAGUUGGAGAAGUGGUGGUCGGAGUUCGACGAACAUUCCUUGGGUAUCUCUGGAGGCGCAUGUACCUGCAAAUUCAAGCCCGAUGGGACGCGAGACGUAAGGGGAUGUACCAAAUGCUGGCAUUGGCGAGUCCGGAACCGCAUGCAGAUCUAUGCGCACGAGGAUUUUCUCCCUAGCGACCCCAUUAAAUCAGCAGCAGUUAUCUUCGAGCUAGGUAUUCCAAAAUGUUUUGCUGCAUAUCGCAACGCAACGUGGAAGAUUUUGAUGUUGGCUUACCCUGGCAAACCACAAUCCGGAUCGCCGACAAUACUCUUAAGAGACUACGACCCGCUCACAGCAUAUGCAUCGAAACAAUCCACCGGUGUCACUAUUGCAUCGACAUCUAAACCAUUUCGUGGCACGCAUUACAAAGUUGGUAAGAAAAAAAUGAGAGCGUCCGAAUCCGAUGUCCUUUAUCCCAAUGGAUUAAAUUUCUCGUACUUCGACACGGUUUCGAAGACCUGGAUCAAGGAUUUCGACAGACCAUUGACCUUCCAACAUGAGUGCGGAGUACAUGUACCACCUGGGCUUUGCAGCUUGCUCAUACCAAGCUCGUCGCAUCCUCCUACUGUGAUAACUGGGCCGUCUUCAUAUGAAAUCGUCGCAUCGGAAACGCAAUGUCCAUCCGACAUGUCCGUACAUGAGUUCACAGCUUAUCAACGAUUGCUUUCCGGUAACACCCGCCGAUGGCUGACGAUGUUGGUCGAACUAGGCGCGUCGAAUGUGAACUUCAGCAACGAGAGUACAAUGCACAUAUUCAAUCACCUUGCUACUCAAGCCGGGCCGGCAAGUGACAAGCACGAUACAUUCGGCGACAUCCAUGCAGUCUUCAAAGAUAUGUCAUUUUGUGACCGCCUAGCCGCACAAGUGGAAAUACGCCUCAAUGACAUCUCGUCGAAUUGGCGUGAGAUUCAUUGCAUGGAGGUUAUGAUCACGUUGAGUUUGCGCCUUUGUCACUUGGCGGCCCCCAUGGUGCGAGCGAACGAACUUUUGGUUCAGGCACGUUGCAUCACCUUAGCUUGGAUUAACCGUCUUCGAGCCGAUGUUAGAAAUGCCAAAGAGACCUCUGUUGCGGAAAUAGCCGCUAGAUAUGCUUUUUGGGCUGCAUUACUCUGCCGCAGGACAUUCUCUAACAGCAAAGAACCAGAUGCUGUGAUGUCAGAGAAUGAUUUGUCUACAUUUUUCCAAGCAUCAUUGGCUCUUCAAGAGAACCUCCUUGUGGACGUGGCCAAGCUACCACCGAUUCUGAAGAGGAUGUUUAUUCGAGAUACUAAAACAACAUACAAGAUCAAAUCACUCCUACUGCAGUCCAUAAGAGCCCGUCCUCAAAGUGUGAGCAUGGCGAUCAACGCAUCAUGGUCAGAACCGGGCAGUUCAGCGGAGAAAUCCUUCAGUAGUUGGAAGCAAGUUUCACCGGUACAUGACCGAUGGGUAGUAAGCACCAUGAAGACUGCGACGAAGAAUCCAGCAAACACACAAGUAGCUCACUACAACUUUAUAGAGGGUCACUUGCUUAUCGAUGGCAAGCCACUAGGAAGACUUCCGCGCGAUUUUCGAGAGUCAGAUGAUGUGAGACAGCUCUUUGGUAAUCAACAUCUCCUCACAUUCCCAUCUGCUGAAUUUGGCAUGUCGUACGUCCUUGCGUCACGUAUCAAAAACAACGAGAUACACUUUGGCUCUCGGAACGGGCGGGUCAUCAUCCGUGCUUGGAGUCGGGAUGGGCUGCUGGAAUACAUACCGCCUCACCUUUUCGUCGGACCUGAGACGAUCGAUCUGCCAGACGGACUCGUAUCCAACUGCGCGCAUUGGUUAAAUAUAAACACAAGAUGUCUUGAGAUCCGGCGCAAGCCUUUUCUAUGGAGGACAAGGAUAAGCGACUGGAAAGUUGAUCUUAUCAAAUCGCAGGCUCAUCGAAGCAAUCGGACAAUAUUGGUCGACCCUAAUUCCUCCCUCUUCAAGCAAGUUGCCGGCGUCUUCCGUGGUUUUGAACACCCGCACAAGAUUACCAUUUUCCAGCCUGUCAAUUUCAGGGGGAAGCUGUCUGUGGAACUACGCCAUUUGGAACUGUCAUUCUUCGUAAACCCAAAUGGGCUUCUCGAAUGUCGAGAGUUGAAUGAAGAGAUCGAUCCCAAUCAAGAUGCUGGCACACUCUACGGUUUCGAGAGUAAAAUCGUACUGCGUGACGUCGCAAACAAAAAACGCCGCAGCAUAAUAGCACCAUGCGGACCAAUAUCUACUACACGCCAUGGAAUGCACGUGGCCGUUCGAGCAGCUGCUAGCACUGAUUAUGCAAAAUUCGGAAUUGACGAUGUACUUGGACGCUUGUCUUGCCCUCCUGAGCCUCGGCUCUUAUACUCAAAGGCUCAAUUCCAUGCGUAUACAUCAUUCGUCAUACCGGAUCCUUUGACUGGCCGCACAGGUACCGAAGAAGCGUUGCACAUGCUCCAAUCAGGUCAUUGCCAACCAUGGGAACCGUUAGGUGGAGGACCACUCAACAUUCUCAAAUCAAUUUCACAUCUUAGUCCAACGCGGAAAUAUUAUCCACAAGACAAGAAAGCACUGCAAAAUGUGUCCUGGAAUGCAGGGCUCACCAUGGCCGUCCAACAUGAUGCCUACGAAGGGCUUGUGCAGAAGAUACUCGACAAGUCGGAACGUCUUCGGGUCUUUGCUCAAAAUGAAGUGGACGAUGUUAAACUUGGCGCAUACAUCCCGUCUCAUCUUAGGAAACGGGGCCUUGCGCAGCGACGCAUCUAUGAGCGCAGUGUCGACGAUACGACUCAGGCAGCAGCAGGUGAUCGUGUGUAUAGAUCUCGUGGCCAGGAAGCCAAUUCGGUACAAGCACGGAAAGUUUAUCAUAUUGCAAACCUGUUCCAGAAGAAACCUUUCCAAGUUCACACUGGUCGAGAGCUUUCCACAAUAUUGGAGAAUUGGCAGCUUAUCGGCGGCUUUCAUGGGAUACGUCAGCCCGACGCUACGAGCCUAAGCGACAUGGUUGAGAGGAGUGUCGAUGAACAGUGGGGCAGUCUUGUGAAUAUAUGUCGCUACUCUAAUCUCGACGAACCCUACAAACUAAUGUUUCGCCUAAGUCUCAUGUCGCUCAACCCCAAAACUGACAUAGACACCAUCAAGAUCCUGGCGGCAUUUGCGUCUCUGUCUGUAUUGAGAAACACAAUACCUCCAUCCUGUCCCUCAUUCAACCAGUUCAGGCUUAACGAAGUGCCCAGCAUACAAUCCAUCUUUCAUAUAAUCUCUAUUGAUCUACCGGAGAAACGUCAACGACUGCAGACAAGGGCUGAAGCAGAACAUCGAAAAGCAUGCGAAGCUGAGGGGAAACGAUUAGCGCAACACUUUCUUGGCCAAUGGCCACAUCGAAAAAUUACUCUAGACGGGUUUAAUUCAGAUGUUCUCGAUGUAGGGCUCGCCACGGAGCGUGUCAUGCCUGAGUGGGAGCGCUUGCACUCAAACUUAUCUCUUUCAGAAUACGUAGUUCAUGUGCAGAAUGAAUUGCGAUGUCACAAGGGACAGAUUGACACGUCCCAUCCAAAAUCUUGGGAUUGGGAGCAAGAACCAUUCUACGAAAAAACACACGAUCCUGUCAUACCGUCGGUCUCGAGAGAUCUUCUUGAUAAAUCGCUAGUAUUACCUUUCGAACUCCAGGUGUGCGAGCUGCCACUGCCCAGUGACACUAAACUUUCUACCAGUACGAAGGAGAACACCAUAGCAAGCAUACCAGAGAAGGAGACCGUUGAACUACGGCAGAUUCUUUCCGAUUUUACGCAAGUACCAAGCCCUCUCCGCCAGCAGUAUGGGCUUGAUAUAAAGAUGAGCCUUGACGCCCUGGAGAAAACCAGUAAUAAGAUUCACGUUUCGCAUAGCACCCCGAACGUCGCAGUCAACGCAAAAUGCAUCGAAAGUCUUCGUGUUACGGUAGCUGAUCAAUUAUCUCAGAUUCGUGGGGCCUUAUCUGAAAACGACGACCGCUUCUCGUGGCUAAACCUUGGAAACCUCUGGCCUUGCACGACAUCGAUCGUGCUUUUAGAGCAACUGCGCUCGAGCUCGUCUUGCAAUUUUGGGGAUUUUGUACGGGAGACGGUUGUGUCACAUGGUAUUCUAAUCACAAAGUUGCAGCGACUGAUGCGGAUUCAUAAUGCACUGUAUCAUGGCAAGGACAAAACUCUCCAUGAAGAGCUUGGAAACUCCGGCCAUGAGAAUUGGAGUCCACUGGAAUGGUCUGACUGGCUUCUCUUAGAGAUUGAUAGCAACAUUUUGAUUCGGCAGGAGCAGGUUGAUGUUGCACAUGCGAUCAUUGCACCAGAGUCGAGGGACAACACGGUGUUGCAAUUGAACAUGGGUAAAGCACUAGGAAAAACAUCAUGUAUCGUUCCCAUGGCAAUGGCAGUGAUAGGAGACGGCAAGCAGCUCUCGCGUCUCAUCGUACCAAAGCCAUUGCUUUUACCGACUGCACAAAUGAUUCAGUCGCGACUGGGCGGCCUAGUCGGUCGCGAGACACGACACAUUCCUUUCUCCCGCAGGACUAAGGUCAACCUGCAAACACUUCAACUCUAUAGAGACCUUCAUCGGGAAAUGUUAGACAGUCGGGGUGUUGUGUUGAUUGCGCCUGAACACCUUCUCUCAUAUAGGCUUGGUGGCCUUCAACAUCUUGCCAGCUCUAACUUGGGGAUUGCACACGAGAUGAUUGAGUUCCAGGCCUACCUCAGCUCAAUUUGCCGUGACAUUUUGGACGAAUCGGACGUUUCAUUGGCGGUAAAGACCCAACUCAUCUAUCCGAGCGGCAAGCAGACUACAGUAGAUGGACACCCAUACCGCUGGAAAGUGGCGCAAUCGCUGCUAUCGCUCGUGAAAGAUCAUCUUCCAGAGCUUGAGCGGGAAUUUCCGCGCAAAAUCGAAGUUCUGAAGCGUGGUCAGGGUUAUCCGAUGAUAUACAUCCUUCAAGCAGAUGUAGAAGAGUAUCUGCACCAAAGCAUUGCCGAUGAGAUCUGUACCGGAAGGACAUCAUUUCUUCGCUUCGAAGGCUGUGUUUCGGAUACCUGCGAUGCGAACCUGCGUAGAGUGCUCUUCGAAGAGAACCUGGACAAUGAACUGUUAGAGCGUGUGGCUAAAUUGUUCAUUGAUGAGAAUGUUGCCCUCAAAACGCUAUUGCUUGUUCGGGGUCUGUUGCGCAACCGAAUACUGCUUUUUUGUCUCAGAAAGCGCUGGAACGUACAGUAUGGGUUGCACCCCAAGCGAGACCCGAUGGCAGUGCCCUUCGAAGCAAAAGGCAUUCCCUCCGAGCAGGCUGAAUUCGGACACCCUGACGCCGCGAUCAUUCUCACAUGCUUGGCUUUCUAUUACGCUGGUCUCAAUCCAAUCCAAUUCCGCGAAGCCCUUCGUCAUGUUCUGGCAUCACAAGACCCUGCUAGUGAGUAUGACAGAUGGACUAGCAGCUGCGAUUCGCUUCCACAGGCCUUGCAUCAUUGGAAUGUUAUCAAUCCCGAUGACCAUGAUCAGGUAGAGGAACUCUGGAGGCAUCUUCGAACGAACAAAAUCGUGCUCGACCACUACAUGAACCAUUUUGUAUUUCCUGCGCAUGCCAAACAGUUUGACAUCAAGCUACAGGCUUCUGGAUGGGAUCUGCCCCUGUUCUCGCGAACGGAACUCGGCAAGACGCUCACACGUGCGAGAACUACUGGGUUUAGCGGCACCAACGACAACAAGAUGAUGUUGCCGCUCACUAUCGAGCAGAAUGAUCUGCCGAGUUUGCAUCAAACGAACGCUGAGGUACUUACCUACCUAUUGCAAGAACGAAACCGUGAAUACCACCUUGUAGCUCGUGCCGGUAAGCGAUUGUCCGAGACAGAAUUCCUCGAACAACUCAGGGAUAGGAAUAUCCGCAUUCUCAUUGAUUCUGGCGCCUACAUACUUGAAAUGAGCAACGAAGACUUGGUCAAGGCAUGGAUGGACAUAGAUACUCAACCACCAGCAGCUGUCUAUUUUGGCGCCGACAAUCGAGCCUGGGUGCGAUAUCGUGGUACUAAGGCGCAGGUCCCCCUGCUAGCGACCCCAUUCGCCGACAAUCUAGACAAUUGUCUCGUGUACCUGGAUGAAGCACACACGCGGGGCAUAGAUCUGAAGCUGCCGCAAUAUGCUUGCGGUGCGCUGACACUUGCUCUCGGGCAGACAAAAGAUCAUACUGUGCAAGCUGCCAUGCGCCUUCGGCAGCUUGCGACUACUCAAUCUGUUUGCUUCUUUGCAUUUCCAGAAACCCAUCAGUCCAUCCUUGAUGUUUGUAGAAUACAAGAGGAGGACAAAGUUAACUCUUCUCAUGUCGUUAGGUGGCUGUUGGAACAGACGUGCCGUAUGAAUGAACAGCUCCAAAAUCUAUACGUGUCCCAAGGUACCGACUUUUGUAAUCGAGUAAACGCAGAAUGGAAGCACGCUGCUUUCCUCUCUGAUGCUCAAGACAGGAUUGCAUAUGUCGAGGUGCUUCAGCACCCUGAACAGCAAACACUGGAGCAGCUCUAUGGAGGCUGCACGAAUGAUGUCCAUGGCCGAUCCCCUUUUACGACCACGUUUCCGCAGCUCAAAAAUUUCAUGAAAAAGCUCAACCACCUGCGUCUGGGUAUGUCGAGCACCGCAGAUGUCCUUCACUCUUCUGCGCUGGAGGAGGUAGAGCAGGAACGUGAGGUGGAAUUCCAAGUCGAAGAAGUGCGUGAGGUGCAGAAAGCUUUACAUUAUAAAGCCCAUGAAUUCCCUGGAAUUCAUCCUGCCAUCUCUGGCUUUGUGAGCACUGGUCGUUUGUGUGGAGACGUGGGGUACGAGCACGUUUUUGAUGCUGUUUCACGCACGUCUAUUGGUGAGAGGUUUGGCAUUAAAAGAACAGAAUCCCGCUUGUUUGUUUCAGUGGAAUUCAUGAAAACAAUCAAGACGGAAAAGUUGUGCUUGAUUGAUAACUUUCUGCGCCCGGUUGAAUGGAUACUUUACAGUCCCAUCACAUUCAACACACUCAUCAUCAUCGCCGAGGAAGCAGAGGUUUUGAUUCCUCAGAUUCGCAAUCGAGCGUUCCCCCCAAAAGUCCAUCUCCUCACGUACUCAGCACCAGCCACAAAGAAGAUGGUACAAUUCAGUGGUCUACGAUACCACGCUGUACCAGCAUUUGAAGGAGAGCACACCAUUCCGCAAAGCCUUACCAUUGAGCUUGGUAUAUUCGCGGGCCAGUUGUACAUGAAAUAUGAGGAAUGUGUGUCUCUAGUGAAUUACAUUAACGAUGGCAGCAUAAAUGGGCGAUCUGAUGCAACGACGAACAGAAUAGUCAGCUUUAUCCUUGAGUGGGUUUCCCUCCGCCGCAGAGGUCAGGAUAUCACGCACACUCCGCUUGGCUAUGUUUGCCAGGGUCGUCCGCUGGGUGUGGAGCAUGCGUUCUUCGUGACCAGCCGUGCUGUUGAUAUUGGUGUGGUCGAUUCAUACCACACUAGUGGAGCUGUUACCGAGUUACAAGAAGACGAGGAUGAUGAGGACGAGAAGCAAUUUGACUUGGAAGAGAGCUAG
Messenger RNA from Bipolaris victoriae FI3, 9321 nucleotides. RefSeq lists its product as hypothetical. The transcript has 5 exons. The record is from RefSeq and is a predicted model, not a curated record. Bases 1 to 9321 code for a protein of 3106 amino acids. Lineage: Eukaryota; Fungi; Ascomycota; Dothideomycetes; Pleosporales; Pleosporaceae.